Messenger RNA from Phycomyces blakesleeanus NRRL 1555(-), 1599 nucleotides. RefSeq names its product CYP5206 protein. The transcript is spliced from 9 exons. The coding region runs from base 1 to 1599 and encodes 532 amino acids. The record is from RefSeq and is a predicted model, not a curated record. NCBI's taxonomy places the organism in Eukaryota, Fungi, Mucoromycota, Mucoromycetes, Mucorales, Phycomycetaceae. Gene Ontology annotation, molecular function: oxidoreductase activity, acting on paired donors, with incorporation or reduction of molecular oxygen; monooxygenase activity; heme binding.
AUGAGCAGUACACUGAUCCAAAGCCUAUACAAUGAAGAAAACUUGCUUCAUAUUACGGGUUUUGUUGCAGUUGGGGUAGCUGCCAAGCUUGUCCAUACAAUCCUGGUUUGGGCUAAUCAGGGAAAAGGCGAGGAUCCAUGGAACCGAGAAGGAUUCAAGAAGAUACCUGUUCCCUCGGGAAAAUAUCCAUAUUUUGGACAUGUAAUUUCGAUGGGAAAGGUUCCAGCCUUUCAAGUUGAAAAGUGGCAUCAAGAGAGCGGUCCAAUUAUUCAUAUUACUCUGGGAAUCCAACAUUGGGUUAUAAUUAGCGACCCUUUCAUUGCUCACGAGCUUUUUUCUCGAAACGGAAUAAGGGCAUCAGGUAGACAGAGACACUUCUUUACUCAUGAAAUCUACACAGACGGCGGAAAUCGUGGUAUUCUUUUCAACGACACGGGAAAGAAGUGGAAGAAUGCGCGCGGAAUGGCAUUGUCAAUAUUAUCGCCAAAGUUUGUUAACAGAUUCACAGCUGUCAUCGAGGACAUGGCUGACGAUACACUCAGAACACUGAAAGAAACAUCAGACAAAGAAGGGGCAGUGUGGCCUAUGCCUCUCUUAAAACUAGGAACCUUCAGUGCUAUUACAAGAUCUUUGUUCGGAAAAACUGCAGAGUCACUCGGCGAAGAAACAUUUAGAACUAUUGCCUUCUUAGGAGAAGAGGUUAUCAGAUUGGCCGGUCCUGAAAACGACAUUGACUCUUUCUUCCCUAAAUUUUCGUGGCUUACUAAACUCUCGUCCGAAAAGAAGGCAAUGGAAAACGUAGUUACAAAAAGAGAUAUAAUAUAUCGAAAAUUGAUAAAGGAUGCUGUGGAAGGCGAUGUUGAUUGCUUGGCAAAGAACGCGUACGCUCUCAAGGAUGAGUACAAUCUGAGUGACAUGGACUUGAUUAUCAUAAUGAGCGAUCUUUUCGCUGCUGGUGGAGAUCCAAUUGCUUUGUCGAUAGCCUGGCUCUAUGCAAUCUUACCUCAUUAUCCAGAGAUUCAAAAGAAGAUGUGUGACGAGAUUGAUCAGUUUAUUGUUAAAUAUGGUCGUAUACCUAGUUUCUCUGAUCGGGAAGAGCUUCCAUAUGUUAUUGCUGUGAUGAUGGAAAACAUCCGUUACAGAAGCAUUACAAAUUUCGGAAUCCCUCAUUAUGCCACAGCCGAUAUUGAGUUUCUUGAAUACUUUAUUCCAAAAGGCACUGUAAUAAUGAACAGUAUGCACGCUAUGCACAUGAACCCAACAGUCUAUGAAGAUGCGCAAAAGUUUAUGCCAGAACGAUUCUUAGGGUGUCUCAAGUCUUGGACAACUUUAUCCAACGGAAAUAUCAAGGAUCGCGAGAUGUAUGCUUUUGGAUGGGGGAGACGAACUUGCCCGGGGUCGCAUUUUGCCGAAGUAGAGAUAUUUAACAUGUCUGUUCGUACUCUUGCACGCUAUACCGUAGAACCCGCUCUUAAUACAGAUGGGACACCCUAUUAUUACGACUUGGACGUGGUGUCUACUGGUCUUAACUUGCCUCCAAAGGAGUUUAGAGUACGAUUUGUGACCAGGGUUGAUGCUCCCAUGAUUAUCCCCUCUUAA